Scophthalmus maximus (turbot) is the source of this 2215-nucleotide messenger RNA. It is a transcript of the gene olig2, whose product is annotated as oligodendrocyte lineage transcription factor 2. Lineage: Eukaryota; Metazoa; Chordata; Actinopteri; Pleuronectiformes; Scophthalmidae. The coding region runs from base 147 to 959 and encodes 270 amino acids. Gene Ontology annotation, biological process: oligodendrocyte differentiation; neuron differentiation; oligodendrocyte cell fate specification. The transcript has 2 exons. Gene Ontology annotation, molecular function: protein dimerization activity; DNA-binding transcription factor activity. The record is from RefSeq and is a predicted model, not a curated record.
CGCUAUAAAAGCCCGCGGCCGGACGCGGACGUGCCAAAUGGGCUGUCACACGCGGUGCCUGGGAGCUAUCCGCGGAUUGGACGUUUGGAAGAUUUGCACACCGUCGCGUCUGGAAACUCUCUCGAACCUCGUGCCGGACCAGAAGCAUGGACUCUGAUACGAGCCGCGUGUCGAGCAGACCCUCCUCGCCCGAGGUGGACGACAUCUUCCUGGCCACCCUGAAGAAGUCCGUGCACGGCUUCUCCGGCGCCGUGUCGUCCACGCAGGGCGACCUGCCGUCGGACAUCGCGUGCCUGCGCGGCCUCAGCGACGAGGAGGCGCUGCUGCGGCUCUCCAAGAAGGACCGCAAGCUGCUGUCGGAGAACGAGCUGCAGACGAUCCGCCUGAAGAUCAACAGCCGCGAGCGCAAGAGGAUGCACGACCUCAACGUGGCCAUGGACGGCCUGCGGGAGGUCAUGCCCUACGCGCACGGGCCGUCGGUGCGCAAGCUCUCCAAGAUCGCCACGCUGCUGCUGGCGAGAAACUACAUCCUGAUGCUGAGCAACUCGCUGGAGGAGAUGAAGCGGCUGGUGAGCGAGAUCUACGGCGGCGGCGGCGGCGGCGCGCACCACGGCGGCUUCCACCCGUCGGCCUGCGGGACUAUGGCGCACGCGGGGCCCGUGCCGGCGCACCCGGUGGCUUCGCACGCCGCGCACCCGGCGGUGCACCACCCGCUCCUGCCGCCGGUCUCCGCCGCCUCGCUGGCCGCGCCCGGCAUCUCCGCCGUCACCUCGGUCAGACCCCACCACGGACUCCUCAAGGCCCCCACCGCCGGCGCGGGCCCGCUGGGCAGCAGCUUCCAGCACUGGGGCGUGGGCACCGGGAUGCCCUGUCCGUGCAGCAUGUGCCAAGUCCCGCCUCCGCAUGUGUCCAGCAUGAGCGCGGUGGCCAUGCCGCGGCUGGCCAGCGACUCCAAGUGACUCCGAACCACACGUGGAAACGAACUGGUUGCUACAGACUCAUGACGCUUUUUACAUUUUUAUUUUUAUUUUAUUUAUCUUUGAUGCUGAAUCCGUUGCGUCGACGGAGCCAGAAAAAGACAAAUGCAUUGAUUUUUUUUUUUUUUCCUUCACUGGAACUUUGUGGUUUGGCGACUAACUUUAAGUGUUUUAUGGUAAAUUAACCUCAGUUGUAACCGGUGUCUUUUCCUUCUAAAGCACAACGAAUAUGAUCUGAAUUCUGGAAAUAUUUGAUGGCCCCAGGCUUCUGUUUGAUCAGAUGCUCUGAUCAGUGAGGCAUCAUUGGCAAAGACCCCCAACUUGAAUCGAACCACAACUAUAGUGUAAAUAUGUAGAUGGAUUAAUCAGUUUAAAUAGUCGGAGAUAUUAUAUAUUAGAGUCUUGUAAUUUGGGGAGACCCCCCCCCCCCCCCCCCCCCUUCACAUGUUGCACCUGCUUUAUUCUAUCCCCUUCUAAUUCUAUAUGCUUCUCUCCCCUUACUUUCUGCCCAGUGGGCUUCUCCUUCACUGCCCCCCCCCCCCCCCACACACACGAUGACCACUACUUCUUUAUUUUUUUAAUAAAAAAAAAAGACAAGAAAAUGAUAUUUAUUUACUUAUUUCUAAGGGGAUGGAUUUCAGAUGGAUCUCUGGUUAUGUUGGGAUUUUUGAAAUGUAAAAUAAAGACGAUUAAUUGAAAAAGGGAAAAACAAGUCUUUGGUGAUGUCUUUUCUUUAAAAAAUAUAUGUAUUUUUACUUCAUAUGACACAAGUUGACAUGAGAUUUCAAAAGCAGCACUUUUGUCAACAGGCUUUCGGCCGGAACACCAACAUUAUUACAGGUGACAUCAAACAAAACACCUCAACAUAUUUUAUACAAACUAAAAAAAAACACAGCAGGUCUUUUUUAUCACAGUGAUAAUUAAACUAAUUUAUUGAAACUAAAUUCAAUGAACAUUAACUUUUAUAUUGAUUGUAAUUUUGACAGAACCGGACCAAUACUUUGAUAGAUGGGAACUGUCCAAAAUGUUUUAUCUUUUUUUUUUUUUUUUACUUUUAAAUGAACCUAAUGGCCUUCAUCAAGUUUUGCUUAUAUCUUCAUAAAGUAUUUAAAAAAAUGCAUUGAUUUCAUGAAUAUGAAAUCUAUCUGAGAAUUUUGUGUUUUUCAGAAAAUCCCAUGAACAACGUCUGCAGUGUAAAAUCAUGGAUAAAAUAAAAACAACAAGGCUUUUGGUUCUUA